CGUGGGGUGACGCGGGGGGUUCCCCAGCGCGGGGUGCCGGCCCCGGCUUCUCCCAUGAGUUGGCGGCGCCUCUGCAGCGCGGCGGUGGCGGGCGGUGCCAUUUGUUUGCUGAUGAUUGCGUAAUUGGCUGCAGUAGCUUCCAUGACGGGACCAAGACCGGUAGUUCUGAGUGGCCCAUCGGGUGCAGGAAAGAGCACUUUGUUAAAAAUGCUGCUUAAAGACUACGGCAAUGUCUUCGGCUUCAGUGUGUCUCAUACGACAAGGCAACCAAGAGUCGGAGAAGUGAAUGGCAAAGAGUACCACUUUGUGACCAGAGAACAAAUGCAGAAAGAAAUUGAUGCUGGCGAAUUCAUUGAGCAUGCGGAGUUCUCUGGAAACAUGUAUGGAACAAGUAAAGCUGCAGUGCAGGCCGUGCAGGCACGGAACCAGAUCUGCGUCCUGGAUAUCGACUUGCAGGGCGUCAAGAACAUUAAGAAAACUGACCUGAAGCCGAUCUACAUCUCUGUCCAGGCUCCGUCCAUAGAAGUCUUGGAAAAGAGACUGCGUGACAGACGGACGGAGUCCGAAGAGAGUCUACAGAAGCGGCUGAACGCAGCUCGCGUAGACAUGGAACUUAGUAAUGAACCUGGACUUUUUGACCUGAUCAUCAUCAAUAAUGAUCUACAAAAAGCCUAUUCUGAACUGAAGGAGAUUCUUGCAGAGGAAAUCCAGAAGGUCCAAGAAUCCAAGAAGUCCUGAGUUCAAUCUGCUUGGCCGCCAUUCCUAACGUGCUUCACAGCAUUCUGUUCCAAGAGAGACAUUCCCUUUAGCCUGAUCCCUUUCCGAGUUACUAUGACAUUUAUAGUAAAAAAAAAAA
Molecule: messenger RNA, 856 nt
Organism: Mauremys reevesii (Reeves's turtle)
Lineage: Eukaryota; Metazoa; Chordata; Testudines; Geoemydidae
Gene: GUK1
Product: guanylate kinase 1
Exons: 9
Coding region: 142-738 (198 amino acids)
Biological process (GO): purine nucleotide metabolic process
Cellular component (GO): cytosol
Molecular function (GO): GMP kinase activity
Source: RefSeq, a predicted model, not a curated record